AUGGCCUUCAAUGACCUCCUGAAACAGGUGGGGGGCGUCGGACGCUUCCAGCUGAUCCAAGUCACCAUGGUGGUUGUUCCCCUGCUGCUGAUGGCUUCCCACAACACCUUGCAGAACUUCACUGCCGCUAUUCCCACUCACCACUGCCGCCCACCUGCCAAUGCCAACCUCAGCAAAGAUAGAGGUCUGGAGGCCUGGCUGCCCCUGGACAAGCAAGGACGACCCAAAUCUUGCCUCCGCUUUACUUCUGCCCAGUGGGGACCACCCUUUCAUAACGGCACAGAGGCCAAUGGCACCGGAGUCACAGAGCCCUGCAUUGAUGGCUGGGUCUAUGACAACAGCACCUUCCCUUCAACCAUCGUGACUGAGUGGAACCUUGUGUGCUCUCAUCGGGCCUUCCGCCAGCUGGCCCAGUCUCUGUACAUGGUGGGAGUGCUGCUGGGAGCCAUGAUGUUUGGCUACCUGGCAGACAGGCUGGGCCGUCGGAAGGUGCUGAUCUUGAACUACCUGCAAACAGCUGUGUCGGGAACCUGUGCUGCGUAUGCACCCAACUACACUGUCUACUGCAUUUUCCGGCUCCUCUCGGGCAUGUCUUUGGCUAGCAUUGCAAUCAACUGCAUGACACUAAAUGUGGAAUGGAUGCCUAUUCACACGCGUGCCUAUGUGGGCACCUUGAUUGGCUAUGUCUACAGCUUGGGCCAGUUCCUCCUGGCUGGUAUCGCCUAUGCUGUGCCCCACUGGCGCCACCUGCAGCUUGUGGUCUCUGUGCCUUUUUUCAUUGCCUUCAUCUACUCUUGGUUCUUCAUUGAGUCAGCCCGCUGGUACUCCUCCUCAGGAAGGCUGGACCUCACCCUCCGAGCUCUGCAGAAAGUGGCCAAGAUCAACGGGAAACAAGAAGAGGGAGCUAAGCUGAGUAUAGAGGUGCUCCGGACCAGCCUGCAGAAGGAACUGACUCUGGGCAAAGGCCAGGCCUCAGCCAUGGAGCUGCUGCGCUGCCCCACCCUUCGACACCUCUUCCUCUGCCUCUCCAUGCUAUGGUUUGCCACCAGCUUUGCCUACUACGGGCUGGUCAUGGACCUGCAGGGCUUUGGGGUCAGCAUGUACCUUAUCCAGGUGAUUUUUGGCGCUGUGGACCUGCCUGCCAAGUUUGUGUGCUUCCUAGUCAUCAACUCCAUGGGCCGCCGGCCUGCGCAGUUGGCCUCCCUGCUGCUGGCAGGCAUCUGCAUCCUAGUGAAUGGCAUAAUACCGAAGGACCAUACAAUCAUUCGCACAUCCCUGGCUGUGCUAGGGAAGGGCUGCCUGGCUGCCUCUUUCAACUGCAUCUUCCUGUACACUGGAGAGCUGUACCCCACAGUGAUUCGGCAGACAGGCCUGGGCAUGGGCAGCACCAUGGCCCGGGUGGGCAGCAUCGUGAGCCCACUGGUGAGCAUGACUGCAGAGUUCUACCCCUCCAUGCCUCUCUUCAUCUUUGGCGCUGUCCCCGUGAUCGCCAGUGCUGUCACUGCCCUGCUGCCAGAGACCUUGGGCCAGCCGCUGCCAGACACAGUGCAGGACCUGAAGAGCAGGGGGGAGGCUGCCCCAUCUCAGACCCAAACAGGAGGCUGCAAACACAAAUAUCUGCCUUCCUUCCCCAGGAGCAGAGGAAAACAGAAGCAACAGCAGCAGGAACAGCAGAAGCAGAUGAUGCCACUCCAGGCCUCAACACAAGAGAAGAAUGGACUCUGAAAACGGAAGGGGCUAAACGCAGCACAAAAGGGAGUGGGGUUCUACAGGUCCUGCCAUCUACAUGAGGAGGGGGAGUAAGUGGAGGGACUGAACCAUCCAAAUGAGGAAGCUGCCAUUCAGAGAAAUGCCUCCCAAAGGUCACUUCAGUAGACCUACUAGGAACAAAAGCUCUGACUGUGUGCAGCUUCUUAAGCAAAAUGUGUUCUUCAUCAGCCAUCAUCCAGCCCAGUGGUCACUCCUCCAGCUCCAGUCCCCUCC
This is a messenger RNA of Apodemus sylvaticus (European woodmouse), 1983 nucleotides long. RefSeq names its product solute carrier family 22 member 6 (gene Slc22a6). Gene Ontology annotation, cellular component: membrane. The record is from RefSeq and is a predicted model, not a curated record. Gene Ontology annotation, biological process: transmembrane transport. The coding region runs from base 1 to 1725 and encodes 574 amino acids. Lineage: Eukaryota; Metazoa; Chordata; Mammalia; Rodentia; Muridae. The transcript is spliced from 10 exons.